Messenger RNA from Gymnogyps californianus (California condor), 2802 nucleotides. It is a transcript of the gene HEXA, whose product is annotated as hexosaminidase subunit alpha. Gene Ontology annotation, molecular function: beta-N-acetylhexosaminidase activity. The record is from RefSeq and is a predicted model, not a curated record. Gene Ontology annotation, biological process: ganglioside catabolic process; glycosaminoglycan metabolic process; carbohydrate metabolic process. NCBI's taxonomy places the organism in Eukaryota, Metazoa, Chordata, Aves, Accipitriformes, Cathartidae. The transcript is spliced from 14 exons. The coding region runs from base 1 to 1605 and encodes 534 amino acids. Gene Ontology annotation, cellular component: membrane.
AUGGCGGCGGGGCCGGCGCGGCUGCUGCUGCUGGCGGCGGUGGUGGUGGUGGUGGUGCUGCUGCUGCUGCUGGAGCCGGCGGCCGCCGUGUGGCCGCAGCCCCAGGCCCAGCGCUCCCCGCCGGGCGGCGGCCGCUGCCUGCUGCCUCCCCGCCGCUUUCGCUUCGCCUACGCCGCCGGCUCCGCCGUGGGGCCGGGCUGCGCCGUGCUGGAGGCGGCCUUCCAGCGGUACUGGGCGCUGCUCUUCGCCGCCGCCCGCCCGACCGAGAAUGAGCCACCCUGGGGGAUGCCCUGCACUCAGCUCCUCGUCUUUGUUGCCACACCAGGCUGCGAUGGGUUUCCCAGCCUGGACUCCAAGGAGAGCUAUAAGCUGUCUGUCUCGGAAGGCUCCUUGCUGCUCUCUGCGGAUGCCGUCUGGGGAGCUCUCAGAGGCCUGGAAACAUUUAGCCAGCUCGUUGGGAGAGACGAGAACGGCACGUACUACAUCAACAAGACAGAAAUUGUGGACUUUCCCCGCUUCCCUCACCGGGGCCUGUUGCUGGACACCUCUCGUCACUACCUGCCUUUGAGAGCCAUCCUGGAAACUCUGGACGUCAUGGCUUACAACAAGUUCAAUGUGUUUCACUGGCACAUUGUAGAUGACCCAUCUUUCCCCUACGAGAGCUUGACCUUCCCAGAGCUCAGCAAGCAGGGAGCCUUCAAUGCCAUGACCCACGUGUACACAGCCAGUGACGUGCAGACAGUGAUCAAGUACGCCCGGCUGCGUGGCAUCAGAGUCGUCGUGGAGUUCGACACUCCUGGGCACACCCUCUCCUGGGGUCCAGGUGCUCCGGGUCUCCUGACUCCCUGCUAUUUGGGCAAGGAUCCUUCUGGGACCUAUGGGCCCAUCAACCCCAUCCUUAACAGCACCUACCAGUUUGUGACCAGUUUGUUUGAAGAGGUCAGCGCUGUGUUCCCGGACUUCUUUCUUCACCUCGGUGGCGAUGAGGUGGAUUUCACAUGCUGGAAAUCCAAUCCAAAAAUCCGUGCCUUCCUGAAGGAGAUGGGCUUUGGUGAAGAUUACAAAAAAUUAGAGUCGUUCUACAUCCAGAGGCUUCUGGACAUCAUCUCUUCCCUCGGCAAAGGUUAUAUCGUGUGGCAGGAGGUGUUUGACAACGGAGUGAAGGUGAGGCCAGACACCAUCAUCCACGUGUGGAAGGAGAGCUCCCCGCCGUACAUGGAGGAGAUGGCAAACGUCACCAAAGCUGGCUACCGGGCUCUGCUCUCUGCCCCCUGGUACCUCAACCGCAUCUCCUAUGGGCAGGACUGGAUGGCAGCCUACCAGGUGGAGCCCUUGAAGUUUGAAGGCAGCCCUGAGCAGAAGGAUCGGGUGAUCGGCGGAGAGGCGUGCAUGUGGGGUGAAUACGUGGACGUCACUAACCUGGCCCCCAGGCUCUGGCCGAGAGCUGGGGCCGUAGCCGAGAGACUGUGGAGUAACGCGACCGUCAGGGACCUGCAAGAUGCCUACGUGCGGCUGGCCGACUUCCGCUGCAAGCUCCUUGGGCGCGGUGUCCAGGCGCAGCCUCUCUACGUAGGAUACUGUGAAAAUGAAUUCGGCGGGUUUUGAAGGGAGAGUCCUGCUGCCCUCGGUCGCUGUGCACGCAGGAGGAAUGAUCCCUCUCUCAAAAGCUGCUGGCUUGGGAGAGGGACCCCUUCCCACCCCCAGCUUCUGCUCUUGCUUUGUUGCAAUGGACUUUUUUUUUCCUUAGUGUGCACUCUUCACCUCUUUUUUUUUUUUUUUUUCCCCCUAUUUUUAUUUCUUUAAAUCUAUAAAUAAAUGACCCCAAAGAGGAAAAAGGCACCUUUUCAUGCUCAGCUGGGGCUUGGGAGACCAUGCAAGGGUUAUUGUUAGCAGGAGAUGGGUAGGGCUCGCUCCAGAGAUGCCAGUAGAGGAGCAUCAUCCCGGUGGCUCCGGAGCUUGCUGGGUGCCUGCUCAGCUGGAUGAACCGUGUUUAGUCUCUGCUGCUGUCACAGACUCCGUCCCUGCAGAGAGAAGGUGAUGAGGAGGUGUGGGCUCCCCCAGUUUUUUCACCUUGGCCUCCCACCGUCUGCACCUGGCCAAGGCGCUACCUGUGCCAGGACAGGUGACACCCCACCUUGGUUUUGCUUCUGCGGCCGCCUGCACACCAGCGGGCAGCGUUGUGGUGUUGGUUGCUGUCCCUGUCUCUGUCUCUUGUCUCUCUGCCUCUGUCCAGGCAGGAGGCGACUUGCCUGCGGGCCACCAUCUCUGCUCCCUCAAACCCCAUCUGCUGCCGUCUCCUCCUGUGGCUUCUCCUGAGAAGACGGCGGCCUGAAGCCUCUCCGAGGAGACCUCGCAAACCUGCUGAGCGGCGCGCGGAUGUUACGGAGUCCCUGCUCAGCUCUCCCAUCAGCUGCCGCUUCUGCUCAGGAUUUAGCCAACUGAUCCAUCCUCCUCCUGCUUUGUUGUCCUCGGGGUGGGGAGCUCAGCUCCAGGUCUCCUACAUCCAGACAGGUUUGAUUUGGAUAAUGUUUUCCUUGGACAGGAGACUGGUGGUGCUGUUGUCGCGCGGAGCUGGGACAGUCGUGGUUCUUGUCCUUUGGUUGGGAUUGCCACGCUGGAAACUAUGUUCAGCUCAAAGCGGGGAAUCUCUCGAGGAGAAAUCCUGGCUGAUGGGACUGUUGUACCUGUGUCGUGGUCUUAAAUGAGCGAGGUCUGCUGUUAUGGCUGGAAACCUUUUACUAUUGAACUUUAAAUUAAAAAUAUGGAAUUAACUUGGAAUUAAAAAUAUUCAGAAAUUGUCAA